This is a messenger RNA of Dermacentor albipictus, 1759 nucleotides long. RefSeq names its product serine/arginine-rich splicing factor 6-like. Lineage: Eukaryota; Metazoa; Arthropoda; Arachnida; Ixodida; Ixodidae. Gene Ontology annotation, molecular function: nucleic acid binding; zinc ion binding. The record is from RefSeq and is a predicted model, not a curated record.
GAAUGGACGUCUGCCCGAACCCGGAAACCAGGACCUGCAGGCAGUGCGGCUGCCAAAACCCGGAGGAGGUGCACCAGUGCACGCCCAAGUGCCUGCUAUGCGGCGGCGACCACGCGGUGGGUACGAGAGACUGCAAACAACGCCUCAAGUCAGCGAGCGAGCUGCGAUGGGGCACCCAGCAGCAGCUACGGCGCAGCAGAAGCCGAUGCCGAGGAAGAAGACCACGAUGGUUCCGGGACGAGAGCCAGGGCCCGGGCUGGAGCGGAUCGCGGAGCCGCAGCCGCGGCAGGAGCCGAAGCCGAAGCCGAAGCCGAGGGUCCGUCCGGGACGAGUCAUACCCACCCCUGGGCAACACCGACAAGAAGCAGCUGCAGCAGAAACAGCAGCAAAAGAAGAGCGGCGAAGGAGUUAAGGUUCCUUAACAGCUUAUUUUCCUUGUGACGCAUCCCGCGGACCGCCGCACCGAUCAGCCAGUGCUGCAGUGUGCUGGUGGCCAAAGAACGUAACCGGAAGAGGUGACGAGACGAAUGCAUUCUUCGUGGUUAGGAAGAGAAUUGCCAGUGGCAUCCAGUUGUGUGAGGCGCUGACGACAAGAGAUAGAAGCGGACGCCAAAGAUAAGAAGUCCCACUACAAGAUAAGUUCAUCGGUCACUCACGAAAUACCGCGAAAACAAUGUGGUGACGAAUUUAGUCUAUGGACACACGAACAGUACACGGUGCGAUUGGACGAAUAAUAACGUUGGCCGCUGCACAAGGAGAAAGGCCGGAGUAAGGCAAUUCUUGUGUUUUAUAGAGUCCCAAACAGUCAAAUGGCAAUAAUCGCCAAGCGUCUUGUAACAUGGAGCCACCUCAAUAUUGCACCAAACAAAGAUGAUGGAUGCAGCCAGUCUUGCCAGAUAACUACAUUUUGACUAUUCUGUAUUGUUUGCAUUUUUUGUGUAAAAGGAAUUGUCGCAGAGAGUUUUAUCUUCAGUGGCCUUAACUAGCACAUAAGUUAACUCCAUAGCACCACUAGGAUGGAGACAUUGUGUCGCGGGAUGCUUCCUUAAAGUGGACAAGAAGAUUCUAAAGGAAAAGUGUGAGAUGGUCACAGUAAUAACCAAGGCAUUUGGCAUGGGAAUGACUCAGCUAUGAAGGUAUUAUCAGAUGUGGACAAGCAUAUAUUACUAAAUGGUGCCUUGCACGAGUCUCAAGUGUCAAAUGUAAUGAGUAUUGUGCAUUGAAAGGGUCAAGGAUGUAUUGCACAUGCAAGGGAACACUAUGGGCAUUUGAUAGUACUUGCUUAGAUGUACUACAUUAACAGGAACCAAACGAACUCCCUUAGACAUAAGCCUGCAGCAAAUUCAAGGACUAGAUGAAGCUUCAAAGAAGUAACUGCAUUUCAUGUAGGAUAGGUGUGAAUGACCUUUGUGCAUGAGAUCAGUGACAAAAAUACUAAAUGAAUGCAGUACAGUGUCUGUAUCAUAUCUUGUGCAGACCAAACUAGCCUGGAGUUUCAGCGUUCCUUGUCAGUUCAUUUAAAUAGGCACUACAUUGUUCAAAGUGCAAUAUUGUUCUACAAAACAUAAUAUGCAAGAUUUAGCAUGCUAACCCUCGUGGCUCAACAACUACUGAACCGAAACCUCAAUGAGCUGUGAAGCUUCCUUGUAAUUUUCAUCGUAACCAUACUUUUGCUCUUGAAAGUGAACCUAUUUAGUGAAUUUGCUUGUGUAUUAAUUUUCCUUUAGGCAAGUAUUUUUUAUACACGUUAAUGUCUCAA